AAGGACCCGUACGUUCUGAUCUCGACUGUGCUUCGUUGGAUUUGUUUCAUUACCCCACGUGGGCGAUCCGCGAUCAUUCACUGUCCCGAUCAUGGAGAGCUUUUAAUUCAACCGCUUGCGAAUCCUCUUGACUCUACUCCCGAGCUCUCCACAGAUAUCCACCUCGAAAGCUGGGAUACGAGUCUAUUCCUCCAAGUCGCAAAACGAUGUCUCCGUUCACUACGAGCCUGGAAGAGGGUGUUUACCGAAUCUGUAAUGGAAGCGGCCCAAACCUUUGGCUGACAAUGGACCCGCCCGAUCCAGGUUACCAGGGAAGCCCGUCAUUUGUUGGCGUUAGACCGGACAAUCCAUCUGCUAGAAAUCAACAAUGGAAAAUUAUCUUCUAUCCCGAGUCGAAUAGUUAUUCCCUUUUCAAUCUUGGGCAGAGUCUUUACGUCUCUGUAGGAUGGUCCCGGGUUCUUGAAGGUCGACCUAAGCCACUUGCGUUUCGUCUGCGUCCGGGAGGUGACCAGGAACAUAUCCUGUACUUCCCAACGAGAUCCUUUGCGUCAUACAUCGGUGGCUCACGGGUUAUCAUUUCCGAUGAGGGUAGUGAAGCGAAAGCAAGGUGGAAAUUCAACAGGGUUUCGAGAUCUGUGAGGAUUCCGAAGGCACCACCACUGGUGGAGGUCCCAGCUAUUCCCGAAGGAACUUAUCGAAUCGCGAAUGCCCAUUCAAGGACGUACCUUACCAUGCUCGACACGCCUCAAAGUGGGCAGAAAUACCCUUAUGUCGUGGGGCGGACGUACCGGUCCGAUUUGACUGCCCAACGAUGGGAAGUAACACUCCACGAUUUAACCCAAACCUACUUCCUCAAAAACGUUGGUACUGGACGCUGGUUGAGCAUUCAAGAAAACGGGACGACUGGAUCCAUUUUCACGGGUGUGGACGAGGAGAUACGCGCUGUGCACUGGGAUUUAAGACAGGCGGAAUCGGAAGGGGAGUUUUAUAUUCAGCACCAGGGGGGUGUUUUUCACAGCGUUGCGCGGUUGGAUGGCGGAAGUGGAAAUGAUAACACUGUGGUCAAGCUUCUGACUCGGAUGACCUUUGAAUCCCCUCCUCCCCCCAUUCUAGUUUCAUAUGAUACGUGGACAUUUGAACCGGCAGAGGAAGAUGUGGAUCCCACCGCUUUGCAAGAUCUCCCUUAUGGAGGAUCUCUGAAAACGGGAACGAUCCGGAACGUCACCACGCGGGGCCUUUUGACUCAAGAUGAAACGUUUCCUCCUUCUCCUUUCAAGCCUCAUUCUUCAAGCCCUUUGUUGAAUUGUUCAAAGGAGCUUUCAGUAUAUCUUCCAGAGUGUAUAUUCCGGACGAUUCAUCUCAACGUUGGGCCGCUUCGACAAUUUUCUUCCAAUCAAGUUUUCCCUUGGGUUGUAUUACACGGUGAAGAAACGGGCGAGUUCGUACUGUGCCUCCCAGGUUCAGAUCAGGUGGUAUCAAUAGGCGAACCACAUCUGCACAUGACGACCAGACUUACCUCUAGUCGGGCUAAUGGGAAUAGGCAACGCUGGAUCUUUGAACCUGUGGAUUCGGAGGGAUCAGAUCUUGAAGAUCCGAACACUCCAAAUUACCCUUCAUCGUAUUCACUUCUGAACCUUGGACCAAGUGAUAGCGGUAUAUAACGACCUCUCGUCUGGUCGCAACUAAAGGGAAUGGUUGACUUCUCAUGUAUAUUAGUCUGAAUGAACCUGUUCGGUUUGAGGAACACAGCUGCAUCAUGACCCCUGUCAGAGUGGAUUUGCACCGAAGGGAGGGGGUUGUGGCAUUAUGGCAUUUUUGCUAAACAUUGUACAAGGCGUUCAACAACAUUGCCAUCUACGCUACGACGAUUGUAAAUCUCUUUCGAUUUGAUAAUAUCUGACCGGCACUUUGCC
Messenger RNA from Cantharellus anzutake, 1913 nucleotides. RefSeq lists its product as uncharacterized. The record is from RefSeq and is a predicted model, not a curated record. The transcript has 22 exons. Bases 207 to 1661 code for a protein of 484 amino acids. NCBI's taxonomy places the organism in Eukaryota, Fungi, Basidiomycota, Agaricomycetes, Cantharellales, Hydnaceae.